Porites evermanni is the source of this 4206-nucleotide messenger RNA. The record is from the annotation of a GenBank genome assembly. NCBI's taxonomy places the organism in Eukaryota, Metazoa, Cnidaria, Anthozoa, Scleractinia, Poritidae.
UUUGUUUUGUCUAACUUAGAAAUAAUAUGCAACUUUGAUGUUUCAAUGUGCGGUUUCGUGCAAGGCGAUAAUGACAAGUUUGACUGGACUCGACACAAGGGAAGCACACCUUCUUCUGGUACAGGACCUUCCUUUGAUCACACCACUGGAAACUUGACAGGUGAGCUCUAAACUAAUUCAUCAGUACAUCUAGCCAGUCCUACUAUUGGCAACGAGAAUUGUAAUAACGUAUAACAAAUUUAACAGUCUGUUGGUAGGCAUUUCUACUUCAUUUUCUUCAUGAAAAUGUCGCUAGUUUUAGCACAGGCAGCCCAAGCGCAUUAUUUGUGGGUUCGGGUUUCAGAGGUCAUUUGGUCGGAAUAUACUAGAAUUAUUAGUGUAAUAUUUGAUGCCAAAUAAAUGCAAAAAUCUUAAAGAUAUGAAGUCUUCUUGUUUGUCUAUCUGUACUAUUAGCCUUUAAGAUAACGAAGGUCGAUAUUUCUCGCAUUAUUACAUGUGAUUCGGCCCUUAUUGUUCGAAUUUUAUCACAUGUAUUCGAAUCUACGACGCUAAGAAAAAAAAUCAUGAUCACGCAAAAUGUUGAUUCAAAAAGCUCCCUUACCUUUAGUUCAUAGCCACUCUGUGUCCUACGGCCGGUUUAAACUCCGUUUAGUCGACUUUCUUUCCAUCGAGUACUGAACACUACUGAACACUAUAGUGUUCAGUACUCGAUGGAAAGAAAGUCAACUAAACGGCGUUUAAACCACAUUGAUCGCGCAAAAUUGUUCGAUCGUGCCGAAUCACUGCCACGUCGAGAAAAACAGAACCAAGAGUCAUUGGUAUACUACUCCAUUGUAAGCAGUCCGUUGAUAAAAAGGGAAAGUAAACACUUCCAUUUUCUAAAAAUAUCCUCGAACACAAACAGUUCAAAAACAUGGCAUUUACAGGAUCUAACUCGUACUAGUGCCUCUCUAAGUCCGUUGAGAACAAUCUGGACGAGCGAAACGGGUCGUGUUUAUCGUUGCCGUGAAUCAAGAUAAAGACAAGAAGGAAUGUAGCCGAAUUUUAUAAAUUUUCCUUCGCCAGAUGUUCAGUUUCGUCACGAAACUCAUGGCCAUGCUGUUGUAAUCAUUUAAAAAAAAAUUACAGGAACAUUAAAAUGCUACCAAGGAACCGUAUUCUUAGUUUAGUAUUGAAAUAAUUCCCGGGAAAUACUUGCAUGCAACAACAACAACAACGGCAACAACUUUAUUUCAGUAUUCCCACGCCGAGUUAGUACAUGGUAUUACCUAUUAUUCCAUAUAAUUUUCAAUGCGUUUCAUUUAUACGAUAUUCUAACGAAAAGAGCGAAAAACACACAAUUGAAAUAUCUGAGUUCAUAUUUUUUGUCUGGAUACUUUUAUUUGGCUCGUGGGAAAAUUUUGUCCAUGUCAAGCUCACUUACGGUUGGCUGUUUGCCAAGUUGGAUCUUGACCCUGUGACAUGAAAACAUAGAAACAUUCAAAGAUCAGUGAAAGAUGUAAGUUUAGAUAACAGAGCUUGGAAAUCGAGCUUGAAAUGUGCCUCAAAGAAAACAAGGACAAUUUAAGAACCAUAAUCUGCAAAAUGUUGGUUGCUAAACGCAACAAACCUAAUUGAAAUGAAAGUUAAAUACUCACGUUUUCGCCACAACGCCAGACCAGUUUCACGUCGCAGACGGGACCACGACGGCAAGGUGGUGAGCACGAGCAUGCGCAAUAUCCAACAAAUGAUGAUGUCACGUCCGGUUGAAGUUGCCGUCGCCCCGAAAACGUCUCUAUCUUAAGUUCCCUGCCAUUACAAAGACCGCUGAUAAGCGGACACUGUAAAUCCACGUAAAAAAAUUCCACGGGCAAACAAUUUCAAAAUAACGCCAAAAAAUUCUUUUGUAAUCACCGUAGAACGAUUCUUAAUACAAAACUUUACUAACUAUCAAACAAUGGCUGAGAUUUAGACAGAUAAAAAACAGCCUUCCAAAAUCUCCGACAGAACUUGAAAAAGUCGGCCCGACUUUUUAAAGUUUGUUUUCAUUGACUCGCGCAUGCAUCAGGAGUGACAUAGCCCCUUUAAACUGCUCGUUUUUGUUUGUUUUUUUUGUUGCACAGGUGUAUUAAAUGUAGGCGAGAGUAUUUUUUUUCGACUGCCUCUUCAGAUCGGUGCAACUACAAGGUUGCAGUUACUCUUUACAUCCUGGGCUUUGUUGUCAUUUGCCCUCUUAUUCUACCAUGAAUAAUACGUCUGUCUUCAAAUAAAAAAAUAAAACGAAUAAAAGGAAACUUGGGAACUUACUAAUAGGUACUUCAGAUGAUCAUUCUACGUCAUUUAAGCUGAACUAUAACGUUGUUAGAAUACUGUUUUAAGUCAACUGGAUACUUUUUCAGUGCCUUCUGGUCAAUUUUUUUUCUUGUUGGCUCCCUUACAUCUUUUCCUCUUUGUAGGUUAUUACAUGUAUUUUUAGAAAUAUUUAGUCCACAGGAGAGCUGGAUGAUAUGACAUAAUUGGACCGUCCUUCACCGAAAAAGACUAAGUUGCUACUCUCUAACCAUCUUCAUCCCUAUAAGGUUAUUACAUGUAUAUAGAAGCAUCCAGUUCAAGACAACCAGGUGAUAACGCAAAAUUGUACAGUCCUCUAAUGAAAUUCUUUGGGAAUAUGUGCCUUCAGUUCUAUUACCAUAUGUCUGGUGCAACUAAUGAAAGCCUGAAAGUCAACGUAAGUGGGAACUUAGUGUUCUCUUCACGUGGUGAUAAAGGAGGCAUGUACAUGUGGCGUAAAGCCAGCGUAAAUGUAUCAGCCAUCGAGGGAUUGCAUAGGGUAAGCCAUGCGUUAUUUUUGUGUCUCUUCUAAUUCAACAACAAUAACAACAACCGAAUCUUUAUUUUUAUCAACUCAUUGCUUAACAAUAAAUUAGGAUAAUGAAAAUAUUGAAAGUAAAAUUAGAAUUUAAACUUUAAUGACCCCAUCAAUGGUGGUAAAACGCUGUUCUCUGAGAGCGGUAAUUGGGGAAGCCAACCGGGUUGGGAGCCAUAAGCCACCAAUAGCUCACUUUUUUUGUUAAUUUAAUUGCCAUUAAAGUAUAGCAGCGGGUCCGGGAAUUUUUUAAUAAAAGGGUUCUGAACUUGUGCUCACCGUUGAAAAUAUGUUACAACUGAUAGUUUUCACCGAUGCUGGCCAUUAUUUGCUGUUAUUUAGUUAAAUUUAUAUAACCAAGUGAACGUAGAUUCCUAUCUGCGAUCCUUAACUGGUAGUAAUUUCAGUUUCACUGAAAGCACCUUCAAUAAAAAGACUGUUCUGGUCUGAAGGGUGCGCAGGUCCACCGAUCCAGAAGACGUCUUUCGGUUCUCGAGUCUAUGUUCUUUUACUAACUCAUUGGUCCGAAUCUUUACUUUACUAAUUCACAUUGCUCCGAAUCUUACUUUAGCCAUAAGUUUCUGUACUUCUGUCUGUAAUAAAAAACUAAAAAGUCAACUAGACUGCAUCCGUUAUAAUACUUCAUCUUUACCAUUAACUAUAAAUUAAGCACAGAUAAGUGAUUUACCAUUUGGUAACAUUAUUUAGUCAUAGCAAGAUUAUUCUUUCUUACUCAUAGUGGUGCAUGUAAGUCCGUAAAUGCACAGGCGGCCCAGACGUAGUAUGUGUCACUGAAUGAAUAUAUUAAUAUUCACAUGGACAAAUUAAUGCCAUGAGUCGUCGAAACUCCCAUGAACUAAAAUAGUCCAGCAAAACUCAACAAAAUGCCACUUAAACCGGCCAGGAAAGACAAGGAUACGUUCAGUUGAAGGUAUCUUAGCUUUGUUUUGUUAUAUUUUGACUUUUGGACUAUUUUAGUUCAUGGGAGCUUCGACGACUCAUGGCAUUAAUUUGUCCAUCUGAAUAUUAAUAUAUUCAUUCAGUGACACAUACUACGUCUGGGCCGCCUGUGGUAAAUGUAGUGCAAAAUAUAUGAUGCGCUUGGUGUUUCCAAGAGGAUCUGUUUUGCUAUUAGCCGACAUUUCCUUAUUUCUAUUGUUAAGUUUGUAGUUUUUUGACAAAUUCGAAGAUAAUUUUUCAUUAAUUUCAAGACAAUAACAACAGCGACUCUUCCGGACUGAUUGCACCUUUGACAGGUAACAUUUGAAGGCGUAGUGGGAAGCAGUUACACUGGUGACAUAGCAAUUGACGACUUCUCCUUGACAGCAGGGUCAUGUCCUUAUGGUAAGUUUAUUGACUAA